AUGGACUUGCGGAAUACGGACCGGAACCGCCUGACCUCGUUGAGCUGGGCAGCGGCAGAAGGGAGCUUGGAGGUUUUUGAGUGGUUGUUGCUGGAUUAUGGGCAUGACGAUCUCGAGCUGUCGCGAGACACCGACAAUAACACGCUUCUGCACCUGCUCGCGUCGGUCCCAUCAUCUCAGCCGACGUCUUUGCCCUACUCCUCUGCCUUCCCGCCAUUACCUCCCUCGCACGUCCCAACACCUACCGAGCAGUCUCGGCGCAGCGUGCAAAUGACGGGCCUAUACCACACCCUCUUCCCCUUCCUUCUCGAUUGGUCCAACUCAGGCGGAAAGACCGCUCUCCAUAUCGCCGCGCAAUCCGGGAACACCCCCUUCAUCUCCCUCUUACUCUCCUACGGCGCCGACCCGGAUCUCACUGAUCUACAAGGGAAUUCUCCGCUGCAUUAUGCGGCAGCAUGGGGACACCUCGAUGUCGCGCGGGUGCUGCUAGAAGAGGGCGGGGCGUCAUGGGGGAUUAGGAACUUUGAGGGGUUCAGCGCGGGGGACUAUGCGUACUCUGACGAGGUCAGACAGGGGCUGGAGGGGAUGUGGGAUGGGUUCAGGGGCAUGCGGAGGGAUAUGAGGAGGGCGGAGGUGUUGGCUGAAUUGGCCGAUGGGGAGAUGUAUGAGGGAUCUGGGUCGGGUCGGCCGGGACCAGGCCAAGGGUCAGCGGGAGGGCCGAUCCGUGGUGGGUGCGCAGGACCGGGAAGUAGAUGGCGCUCUGGAAGCGAAUCGACGGCUGUCAGUGGCGUGGGGAGUAAUGGGACUGGCGCGAGUGGGGUCUCUUACACCUCAGGACCCAAUCGAGGGGACUCGCCCUCGAGUGCAAGUGGGGGUCCGCCCAGAAUAAGAGGAAACAGCCGGAACCUCCCAGGCCCGCCUGUCACCCAACAUCCUCGCAGACCAUCCCCGAAGAAGGGGCAGAGCAGCCCUCCAGCGCCAGACAGCGGGUACGCCACGCCCCGGUACGAUCCAUCGGCGCCUAACGGACAGGGCUUGUCUCGCUCAUCCUCCCAGUCCCAGCUCCAGACCAUGCUGCGAACGCGGUCACCGUACCAAUCUCAGGGCCCGACACCCGCCAUGUCCCGCCGCGGUUCUAAUCAGGCCGGGUCUGGUCCUAACGGUAAUACAUCACAACGGUCCAGUCCGGUAAUACCCCCUCCUCCUGCACUCCGCGCCCCCCUCCUUGCCCCUCAAAUAUCCAUCACCUCCCAAUCCCCUACCUCCUACUUCAACCAGCCCAUCUCCCACGAGAACUACCGGUACGGCUACGAGACGCCCUCUGAACAGAUCUAUCCGCCGCAAUCUCCCGCCCGUCCAACGCCUGGUAGGUCCCCCUGGGAUGGAGGUGGUGCUGGUGGACCGCGCACACCGGCUAGGCCGACAGCGGCGGGCCCGCCGAUCGCCUCGGCGCAGAUGAUGGUGCAGACGUCGAGUCCGGCGCUGGGGUCGCCGGUGGUGGCGCAGGAGGGAAUGAAGAGGAGUGCGUCAGCGCAUCAAGGAGGAGGAUUCGGGGUGGGGAGGGGAUUACUGGGAGGGCGGAUAUAG
Dioszegia hungarica is the source of this 1587-nucleotide messenger RNA. RefSeq names its product ankyrin repeat-containing domain protein. NCBI's taxonomy places the organism in Eukaryota, Fungi, Basidiomycota, Tremellomycetes, Tremellales, Bulleribasidiaceae. Gene Ontology annotation, molecular function: protein binding. Bases 1 to 1587 code for a protein of 528 amino acids. The transcript has 2 exons. The record is from RefSeq and is a predicted model, not a curated record.